Messenger RNA from Talaromyces atroroseus, 855 nucleotides. RefSeq lists its product as hypothetical. The transcript is spliced from 2 exons. The record is from RefSeq and is a predicted model, not a curated record. Gene Ontology annotation, molecular function: 2 iron, 2 sulfur cluster binding. Bases 1 to 855 code for a protein of 284 amino acids. NCBI's taxonomy places the organism in Eukaryota, Fungi, Ascomycota, Eurotiomycetes, Eurotiales, Trichocomaceae.
AUGUCGUCUCUUCAAGAAAUCACCUCCGAGUCUGCAUUCAGCGAGCAUCUAUCCUCCCUUCCUCCUUCGACGCUUCUCGUGCUUUCAUUCCACACUCCCUGGGCGGCACCAUGUACGCAAAUGCGCACCAUCCUCAACACUCUUGCCGGAGGAUACCCGGUCACAUCACCACCCACAGUCUCCUUCGUCAGUGUUAAUGCAGAAGAACUCCCGGAUAUAUCAGAGGAAUACGAUGUGACUGCAGUGCCUUUCCUGGUUCUCAUCCGUAACAAGAAGGUUCUCGAGUCCAUUAGCGGCAGCGAUGCCAUCAAGGUCCGCGACGCUAUCGAGCGCCACGCCGGUCAAGGCUCGGCAUCCACGUCUGCUGUGCCGGGCUCGAAACCAACCAUCCCUCCAAUCUUGAAUGCGACGCCACGCGAGCCAGUGACCUCCGGUGCAGCAACAGAAAACCCAGCGGGCACGUCCACGUCCGCGGCGGUACCAGCACCCGCGCCCCCAGCUGUGUCGGCCGAGGAAACCAAGGAAGCAUUGUUUGCACGUCUGGCCGAACUCGUCAAAGCCGCUCCUGUUAUGCUUUUCAUGAAGGGCACCCCCAGCUCGCCUCAGUGCGGCUUUAGUCGCCAACUCGUGGGAAUUCUGCGCGAGAAUGGCGUUAAAUAUGGGUUCUUCAAUAUUCUCGCAGAUGAAGACGUGCGUCAAGGCCUGAAAGAGUUUGCUGACUGGCCUACAUUCCCUCAGUUGUGGGUUCAGGGUGAGCUUGUAGGGGGAUUGGACAUUGUCAAAGAGGAACUUAGCGCAGAUCCUGAUUUCUUGAAAGGUUAUGCCGUCCAACGGCCUUCGGCGGCUACAGCGUAG